AUGGUUUCGAAGAGCACAAAUCCACCGGAGGGCUUCUACUUGGAUCCGACGGGCAUGGCGUUGCCAAGCCUCGGCUCGUUUUCCUCACCGGCGGCUGGCAAUACGACGUCGCAGGCAGAAGACCCGAGCAAGAAGAUCCGGAAACCGUACACUAUCACCAAAUCACGCGAGAGCUGGACCGAGCCGGAGCACGACAAGUUUCUCGAAGCGCUGCAGCUAUUUGAUCGUGAUUGGAAGAAGAUUGAAGCAUUUGUUGGUUCAAAGACUGUUAUUCAGAUACGCAGCCAUGCACAGAAGUAUUUUCUUAAAGCACAAAAGAGUGGGACAAAUGAACAUCUACCUCCACCUCGCCCGAAAAGAAAAGCUGCUCAUCCUUACCCUCAGAAAGCUACCAAAAUUGCCCCUGUUGCACCUCAAGAUUUGUCGCAAUUCCAAGCACCCCUUGCUGUUGCUGAUACUGGAUAUGUUAUGAGGCCUGAUCAUUCAGUACCACUCAAGAAUCAUGAUUCUGCAUCGGUACCUGCCCCGACAGACAAACCAUUGUCUAGUACCUUUUCACAUGUGACCAGAGUUGAGGACAGAUGGGGACAGUGGAUGCCUAAUAUUAACCCUUGUGGUAGCAAUGAAAGCACGCCAAGGUUGAGGCCCACAGUUCUUCCUGACUUCACUCAAGUAUACAGUUUCAUAGGGAGCGUUUUUGAUCCAAAUGAGAUGGGCCAUUUGCAGAAAUUGAAGUUGAUGGAUCCGAUAGAUAUUGAGACGGUGUUGUUACUGAUGAGAAAUCUUUCAAUCAACUUGGCUAGCCCUGAUUUUGAGGAUCAUCGAAGUAUACUUUCAUCCUAUGAGAUUGAACCCGAGAAGGAUAAUGCUCUUGGUGUAACUGAUCCUGUUCUUGUUAGUCAUUCUGGGGAAGCAACUUAA
Molecule: messenger RNA, 921 nt
Organism: Striga hermonthica
Lineage: Eukaryota; Viridiplantae; Streptophyta; Magnoliopsida; Lamiales; Orobanchaceae
Source: the annotation of a GenBank genome assembly